Messenger RNA from Mus musculus (house mouse), 2762 nucleotides. RefSeq names its product wingless-type MMTV integration site family, member 3A (gene Wnt3a). Gene Ontology annotation, molecular function: receptor ligand activity; co-receptor binding; signaling receptor binding. The transcript is spliced from 4 exons. Gene Ontology annotation, cellular component: Wnt-Frizzled-LRP5/6 complex; extracellular region; glutamatergic synapse. The record is from RefSeq and is marked validated. Gene Ontology annotation, biological process: positive regulation of dermatome development; canonical Wnt signaling pathway; animal organ morphogenesis. Lineage: Eukaryota; Metazoa; Chordata; Mammalia; Rodentia; Muridae. The coding region runs from base 107 to 1165 and encodes 352 amino acids.
ACAGAGGGCCCAGCGCCACUGCAGCCGCGCCACCUCCCAGGGCCGGGCCAGCCCAGGCGUCCGCGCUCUCGGGGUGGACUCCCCCCGCUGCGCGCUCAAGCCGGCGAUGGCUCCUCUCGGAUACCUCUUAGUGCUCUGCAGCCUGAAGCAGGCUCUGGGCAGCUACCCGAUCUGGUGGUCCUUGGCUGUGGGACCCCAGUACUCCUCUCUGAGCACUCAGCCCAUUCUCUGUGCCAGCAUCCCAGGCCUGGUACCGAAGCAGCUGCGCUUCUGCAGGAACUACGUGGAGAUCAUGCCCAGCGUGGCUGAGGGUGUCAAAGCGGGCAUCCAGGAGUGCCAGCACCAGUUCCGAGGCCGGCGUUGGAACUGCACCACCGUCAGCAACAGCCUGGCCAUCUUUGGCCCUGUUCUGGACAAAGCCACCCGGGAGUCAGCCUUUGUCCAUGCCAUCGCCUCCGCUGGAGUAGCUUUCGCAGUGACACGCUCCUGUGCAGAGGGAUCAGCUGCUAUCUGUGGGUGCAGCAGCCGCCUCCAGGGCUCCCCAGGCGAGGGCUGGAAGUGGGGCGGCUGUAGUGAGGACAUUGAAUUUGGAGGAAUGGUCUCUCGGGAGUUUGCCGAUGCCAGGGAGAACCGGCCGGAUGCCCGCUCUGCCAUGAACCGUCACAACAAUGAGGCUGGGCGCCAGGCCAUCGCCAGUCACAUGCACCUCAAGUGCAAAUGCCACGGGCUAUCUGGCAGCUGUGAAGUGAAGACCUGCUGGUGGUCGCAGCCGGACUUCCGCACCAUCGGGGAUUUCCUCAAGGACAAGUAUGACAGUGCCUCGGAGAUGGUGGUAGAGAAACACCGAGAGUCUCGUGGCUGGGUGGAGACCCUGAGGCCACGUUACACGUACUUCAAGGUGCCGACAGAACGCGACCUGGUCUACUACGAGGCCUCACCCAACUUCUGCGAACCUAACCCCGAAACCGGCUCCUUCGGGACGCGUGACCGCACCUGCAAUGUGAGCUCGCAUGGCAUAGAUGGGUGCGACCUGUUGUGCUGCGGGCGCGGGCAUAACGCGCGCACUGAGCGACGGAGGGAGAAAUGCCACUGUGUUUUCCAUUGGUGCUGCUACGUCAGCUGCCAGGAGUGCACACGUGUCUAUGACGUGCACACCUGCAAGUAGGAGAGCUCCUAACACGGGAGCAGGGUUCAUUCCGAGGGGCAAGGUUCCUACCUGGGGGCGGGGUUCCUACUUGGAGGGGUCUCUUACUUGGGGACUCGGUUCUUACUUGAGGGCGGAGAUCCUACCUGUGAGGGUCUCAUACCUAAGGACCCGGUUUCUGCCUUCAGCCUGGGCUCCUAUUUGGGAUCUGGGUUCCUUUUUAGGGGAGAAGCUCCUGUCUGGGAUACGGGUUUCUGCCCGAGGGUGGGGCUCCACUUGGGGAUGGAAUUCCAAUUUGGGCCGGAAGUCCUACCUCAAUGGCUUGGACUCCUCUCUUGACCCGACAGGGCUCAAAUGGAGACAGGUAAGCUACUCCCUCAACUAGGUGGGGUUCGUGCGGAUGGGUGGGAGGGGAGAGAUUAGGGUCCCUCCUCCCAGAGGCACUGCUCUAUCUAGAUACAUGAGAGGGUGCUUCAGGGUGGGCCCUAUUUGGGCUUGAGGAUCCCGUGGGGGCGGGGCUUCACCCCGACUGGGUGGAACUUUUGGAGACCCCCUUCCACUGGGGCAAGGCUUCACUGAAGACUCAUGGGAUGGAGCUCCACGGAAGGAGGAGUUCCUGAGCGAGCCUGGGCUCUGAGCAGGCCAUCCAGCUCCCAUCUGGCCCCUUUCCAGUCCUGGUGUAAGGUUCAACCUGCAAGCCUCAUCUGCGCAGAGCAGGAUCUCCUGGCAGAAUGAGGCAUGGAGAAGAACUCAGGGGUGAUACCAAGACCUAACAAACCCCGUGCCUGGGUACCUCUUUUAAAGCUCUGCACCCCUUCUUCAAGGGCUUUCCUAGUCUCCUUGGCAGAGCUUUCCUGAGGAAGAUUUGCAGUCCCCCAGAGUUCAAGUGAACACCCAUAGAACAGAACAGACUCUAUCCUGAGUAGAGAGGGUUCUCUAGGAAUCUCUAUGGGGACUGCUAGGAAGGAUCCUGGGCAUGACAGCCUCGUAUGAUAGCCUGCAUCCGCUCUGACACUUAAUACUCAGAUCUCCCGGGAAACCCAGCUCAUCCGGUCCGUGAUGUCCAUGCCCCAAAUGCCUCAGAGAUGUUGCCUCACUUUGAGUUGUAUGAACUUCGGAGACAUGGGGACACAGUCAAGCCGCAGAGCCAGGGUUGUUUCAGGACCCAUCUGAUUCCCCAGAGCCUGCUGUUGAGGCAAUGGUCACCAGAUCCGUUGGCCACCACCCUGUCCCGAGCUUCUCUAGUGUCUGUCUGGCCUGGAAGUGAGGUGCUACAUACAGCCCAUCUGCCACAAGAGCUUCCUGAUUGGUACCACUGUGAACCGUCCCUCCCCCCUCCAGACAGGGGAGGGGAUGUGGCCAUACAGGAGUGUGCCUGGAGAGCGCGGAAAGAGGAAGAGAGGCUGCACACGCGUGGUGACUGACUGUCUUCUGCCUGGAACUUUGCGUUCGCGCUUGUAACUUUAUUUUCAAUGCUGCUAUAUCCACCCACCACUGGAUUUAGACAAAAGUGAUUUUCUUUUUUUUUUUUUCUUUUCUUUCUAUGAAAGAAAUUAUUUUAGUUUAUAGUAUGUUUGUUUCAAAUAAUGGGGAAAGUAAAAAGAGAGAAAAAAAAUAA